This is a messenger RNA of Arachis duranensis, 1017 nucleotides long. RefSeq names its product transcription factor bHLH137. Gene Ontology annotation, molecular function: protein dimerization activity; DNA-binding transcription factor activity. The record is from RefSeq and is a predicted model, not a curated record. The coding region runs from base 51 to 530 and encodes 159 amino acids. Gene Ontology annotation, cellular component: nucleus. The transcript has 6 exons. Gene Ontology annotation, biological process: regulation of DNA-templated transcription. Lineage: Eukaryota; Viridiplantae; Streptophyta; Magnoliopsida; Fabales; Fabaceae.
UAUUUUUAUAAUAUUUUUUUCAGGUGAGAAGAGAGAAAAUAAGUGAAAGGAUGAAGAUGUUGCAGCGGCUUGUGCCAGGCUGUGAUAAGGUGACUGGGAAGGCCCUUAUGUUGGAUGAAAUAAUCAAUUAUGUUCAAUCUUUACAGAAUCAAGUAGAGUUCUUGUCUUUGAAGCUUGCUUCGGUGAGUCCCAUUUUCUAUGACAUGGCAACAGAUCUAGACACUACUCUCUUGGUUAGACCUGAGAAAUUAAACAUCCAAAAUUGCAGCAGCUCUAACAUCCAACAAACCACCAAAACCAGCACCCUACCUGCCGCCGUUGCCGCCGCCACCACCGCCACCGUCUUCCCCACCGCUAAUGAUCACUAUCUCUUGGAUAGUAAUUCAGCUUCAGCUUUUCUUCAAGCCCAGAAAUCAAAUGUCUUCUCCAUGGAGAACGGUAGUCAAUUCUGGGACACAGAAGAGCAAAGACAAAAAUUUCUUCAUCCAUAUGAAUUCAUCAACAACAACAACUUAUGUUCCUUUCAUUAGUAUUAAAUUCACACCAACAAUGCUAGCUACAAACAUCUUGGAUUCAGCUUUUACAGUAGGUAAUUAAUUAAUUAAUUAAUUAAUUAAGAAUAUCCCAAAUUAAAGAAGCAUGGAGCAGAAGAAAGCAAAGAUAAAUUAUGGCAUCCAAAGAAGUGUUCUUUAGUCCAUGAGAUUAAAGGGGUGACAUUUGAAGUUAAAAGGGUAUCAAAAUUAAUGGAGAAGGAGAAACAAAAAAGGACAGAUCAGAAAAAAUUCCGACCAAAUAAGACCAUAUCUUUUCUAGAUUCAUUGUUCUGUUCCUGUCAUUUUGAUAAUAAUAUAGUUGUUCUUUUUUUUAAUUAUUAUUAUUAUUAUUAUUAUUUUACCUAAGCUAGCACGAAUUCCGAGGGACUAUAACAUAUAUGUCAAUGCUACUCUGAACAUUAUUGGACAUUGAAAAUUUAUUAUGUAUGUCGUCUAUGUAAAUGAAAUUAUAUAUUAAUUAUUG